AAGAGACAGAGGAGGAGAGAGGAGGAGAGAGGAGGAUGAGAGACAGCAGCUCUGCAGCUCCCCGCCUCCCUCUGCAACGGCUGUUGGCUCCACUCUCUCUGAGAGCCCGUUAUCUUCCCUCUGCGUGAGUCAUGGAAGUGAUUUAGGUGAGUGGAGUGGCGGGGGGGGACACACGCAACAGAUCUGCGCCGUGGCCAGGCUGUCUCACUUCACGAUUAGAGACGUCCAUGCCAAUCGACGGAGCGAAGAGAGGAAACCUCACGAGCAACCUUCGACGUGACGGCAUCAGCAGGCAGCGAGAGGCGUGAUCAUGAGGCUGAUAUGGAAGUCCGUGGACAAGAUGAGGUGUUUCAGGAAGCGAUCCAUGUUACCCUUCCUUGGUUUCCUCAUCACCUUCCUGCUCUUUUUCAACCUUUACAUGGAUGGCGGAUAUGUACUGGAGGCCGAAAAAAGACGACUGGGAGAGACACUGAUGCAUCCUGCCAACACUGAACGAUACGUCCACACGUUCACAGACUUGUCCAACUUCUCUGGGACCAUUAACGUGACGUAUCGCUAUCUUGCAGGAAUUCCUCUUCCGCGCAAAAAGUAUCUCACCAUUGGUUUGUCAUCUGUCAAGAGGAAAAAGGGGAACUACCUUCUGGAGACCAUCAAAUCCAUCUUCGACCAGUCCAGUUACGAGGAACUGAAAGAGAUUGUGGUUGUGGUCCACCUGGCGGACUUUGACCUGGCCUGGUGCGAGAACCUGGUGCAGGAGAUCACCAGGAAGUUUGCUCACCACAUCAUAUCCGGACGCCUCCUGGUGAUCCAGGCCCCAGAGGAGUAUUACCCGUCCCUGGAUGGGUUGAAGAGGAACUACAACGACCCGGAGGACCGGGUCCGCUUCCGCUCCAAGCAGAACGUCGACUACGCUUUUCUCCUCAACUUCUGCACGAACCUCUCCCACUUCUACGUGAUGCUGGAGGACGACGUGCGCUGCUCCAGGAACUUCCUGACGGCGCUGAAGAAGGUGAUCACGUCCAGAGAAGGCUCCUACUGGGUAAUGCUGGAGUUCUCCAAGCUGGGCUACAUCGGGAAGCUGUACCACUCCCGAGACCUGCCACGUCUGGCCCAUUUCCUCCUCAUGUUCUACCAGGAAAUGCCCUGCGACUGGCUGCUCAUCCACUUCAGGGGGCUGCUCGCGCAGAAGGAUGUGAUCCGCUUCAAGCCCUCCCUUUUCCAGCACAUGGGCUACUACUCCUCCUACAAGGGAGCGGAGAACAAACUGAAGGACGACGACUUCGAGGAAGACUCCAUAGACAUUCCUGACAACCCGCCCGCCAGCCUGUACACGAACAUCAACGUCUUCGAAAACUACGACGCCACCAAGGCCUACAGUAAUAUCGUUGAUGAAUAUUUCUGGGGGAAACCUCCCUGCACUGGAGAUUUCUUUGUCAUAAUCUUCAAUAAAUCAACUAAGAUAAGCAGAAUUAAAAUCGUAACGGGCACAGAGGAUCGGCAGAAUGACAUUCUUCAUCAUGGAGCGCUGGAAGUGGGACAGAGGUCUGUUGAGACUAAACAGGGAAGACAGUGUACUUCCUACAUCACAUUAGGGGAGUUCAAAGGCGGAAACAUUGAGGUUAACAAUGUGGACCACAAGAUCGGCUUUGACAUCGAGUGUGUACGAAUAGUCGUUACUGCCAAUCAAAAAGAAUGGCUCAUCAUAAGAACUAUCAGUUUAUGGACCACGCAGCCCGUGAGUCAGUUGAGGAAGUAACAGAGGGUGCUUAUUAAUUAUCAUCUGUGUGUGCAGUGUUAUUGAUGGAUGCAGUUGAACUAAAAGUUCAUUUUGGACCACUGCUGUUUACUGAAUUCAAAACAAUCCAUAUUUUCUUGGGUUGUUCAUUGAUCUACUGUAUGUUUUCAAUGGGUGGUAUUCAAAUGACCAAUAUGUACAAUGUGGAGCCUUUAUACUUGUGUUAAUUUUCAAAAGAAAUCUGUAUAUAAAAUUGUUCAUACCUG
Messenger RNA from Scophthalmus maximus (turbot), 2001 nucleotides. RefSeq names its product alpha-1,3-mannosyl-glycoprotein 4-beta-N-acetylglucosaminyltransferase C-like. Gene Ontology annotation, molecular function: acetylglucosaminyltransferase activity. The transcript is spliced from 5 exons. Lineage: Eukaryota; Metazoa; Chordata; Actinopteri; Pleuronectiformes; Scophthalmidae. The record is from RefSeq and is a predicted model, not a curated record. Gene Ontology annotation, biological process: protein N-linked glycosylation. Bases 311 to 1756 code for a protein of 481 amino acids.